Jatropha curcas is the source of this 831-nucleotide messenger RNA. Lineage: Eukaryota; Viridiplantae; Streptophyta; Magnoliopsida; Malpighiales; Euphorbiaceae. The record is from RefSeq and is a predicted model, not a curated record.
GGUUGUGUAAACGCAGUAGGAAUUUAAUCUACUGGUGACCUUCCUUGUGUCAGUUCUGAUGACACACAGGUUAGGUUUUGGGAUUGGGAGACUAAAAAGAGAAAGUUUCAGUAUCCCUUCGGUCACUCGGAUAAUAUAUUUUCAGGAACCCGGAUCAUUGCCAUUUACUUAGCUUAUGGAGUAGGCAGGUCAGGCUUGGGCCAGCUCUUGGAAAAAAUGGUCAAGUUUGAUACAAAAAGAGUUUUGGGGAAGGCACCGAGGCGUGUAUUUUACAAGCUUGCUGUGGAGCAGGGAAGUCCCCAUGCAGGUUCCAAUGAGUAUGCACUUGUCUAUGACAUUAAGGAAAUGCAGAUUGAUGCAUCGAUUAAUUCAGAUACCACACCUGUGGACACCUUUUGCCCUCGGUACCUGAUUGGGACUAAAAAUUUGCAUAUCACAGGAUAGCUUUACUCAAUACUAGUGAAUUGGCUUGUCUCUUAUAAAGAUGAACUUAUUUAUCUAUUUUCAGAAGAACACGGGGAUUGGGAUCCAAAGCCCACUUUAUCCUUACCUUCUGAAGACUUUACAAAAAACUUGAAGAGCCACAAGGUUUACUUGGGCCAUAGAAAUGCAAGGGACUGGUUAAAGAGUAGAGUUUCCUUUUGGCCUAAUGAUGAAUAUGUAUUUGAGUGGUUUGAUUGUGGCCACAUAUUUAUUUGGAGAAAGCCAAAAUCAUGGAGUUCAAAUAGGAAGGGUAGAGAGAACCCUUCACGGAUAAACCUCUAUCCCGAAUUCUUUAUAAUGAAUGUUUUUCUUGCGAAAUGCAGAGGAGACAAAGUUUGCGAAUAUUAG